ACCUACUAAUUGAGUAAAUAAAACAAUCUAGGUUUGGUUUUGGCUUUCUGAAUCAGAGCUAUCAAAAUGAAAAUAGAAAGUUAGUGUUGUAAAUUUGGUGUUUGGUCCGUACAGAUGUGCUCUAAAGUAUAUUUAAGCUAUUCAUGCAGAUCACCAUUUCUGGAUUAAUAUGAAGAAUGAAAAUCUAGCGGAGUUAGAGAGAGGAUGCUAUCUUUCUAAGGAAAUGUCCCGACUAUAUGCUUCUAAUUAUGAAGAAAGGACAAAGGUACAAGAUCUCGAAAAAGAAGUUGCAAUGUUGAAACAGCGGAUCGAUGAUAUGGAAAAUGAACAGAAGAUUAUGAAAAAGAACAAGGCAGUUCUACAAGAAUCGAGUGAGGAUGACAAAGCGCUUAUGGGAGCUCUUAUUGCAAAUGAGCAAAAGAUCAAGGAUGAGUUGACUGAUCUAAGGAGGUUCUUCAUUGACCAUUUGAAAGAAAAUGUAUCAAAUCCUACUCCUUUCGCUGUUAAGAAAAUGGGUGAACUCGACUCUCAACCAUUCAUUCAAGCAAUGGGAAUAUCCGAGGACACCAUUAUUCAUGAAGCUAUGGUGAAUUGCUCAUUAUGGAACGAGAAUAUUAAAGAUCCACACUGGCAUCCUUUCAAAAUUAUCAGCAUUAGAGGGAAACUUAAGGAAGUCAUUGAUGAGGAGGAUGAGAAGCUGAAAGGACUAAAGAAGGAAUUCGGUAAAAACGUUCAUGAGGCGGUUAAAACGGCAUUAACUGAGAUGAAUGAGUAUAACCCUAGUGGUCGUGUUGUUGUACCAGAACUGUGGAGUGUCGAAGAAAAUAGGAAAGCAAGUUUGAAGGAGGUGGCUGCGUAUAUGCUCGAUGGUUCCACUCCUAAGAGGAGCAAACGCCUAAAGAAGAGAAAGUGAAGUUCAUCAUAUACUUAUACUUGGAACUGGGAUUUGGUCUGUGGCUGCCACCAUUAUUUAGAUAUAUUUUGGAGACUAGUUUCAAGUUUUAUAUUGACAAGACUUCAGGAUGACCCCCUUUUUGUUCCUUUAUGAUGUGCUUUUGUUUUGUAAUUAUGGGUCAUGUUUUGAUCAUCGUUUAAGUACUUUUGAGCAUGCUUGUUCUUAAUUCAUAUACAAAAGUAGAGCUUUAUGUGCA
Molecule: messenger RNA, 1151 nt
Organism: Humulus lupulus (European hop)
Lineage: Eukaryota; Viridiplantae; Streptophyta; Magnoliopsida; Rosales; Cannabaceae
Product: factor of DNA methylation 5-like
Exons: 6
Coding region: 170-913 (247 amino acids)
Biological process (GO): gene silencing by siRNA-directed DNA methylation
Source: RefSeq, a predicted model, not a curated record